This is a messenger RNA of Betta splendens (Siamese fighting fish), 3367 nucleotides long. RefSeq lists its product as uncharacterized. The record is from RefSeq and is a predicted model, not a curated record. NCBI's taxonomy places the organism in Eukaryota, Metazoa, Chordata, Actinopteri, Anabantiformes, Osphronemidae. Bases 729 to 2048 code for a protein of 439 amino acids. The transcript has 3 exons.
CUCCGUCUCCGGCCGAGGAAUCCCAGGCAGUGUUUAAUUGCAGAGUGCAAAGGCUGUUGUUGGGCUAAUGAGCUCAGCACCGGAGCCGAGGCUCCUUCACGCGGUCGUGGAGGGACAGAGCCGCGCGGAGUCCGUCGCCACGGGAGCCGCGCGGAGCGAGCGGAGUUCAGGCGGCGCCGAGAGAAGGAAUUCGCACAUUCAGGUACGGUCGGCUCCGUGAGGGAAUAUACCACAGGCAACAGCCAAAGUGAGAGGUGGAGAAGGAGAGGACAGCGGGAGAGAGGAGGGGAGGGGAGGAAACGGGAAAUACACAGCCCGAGAGAGAGAGAGAGAGAGAGAGAGAGAGAGAGAGAGAGAGCCUGCAGCAGCAAAUGAGACAGAACAACGAGGCGGGAGAGGUAGAAAGAGAGGGAGGGAGGGAGGAGAAGGGCCCCGUGUAGGAGACAGGGCUACAGGGGUGGAGGGAGAAAAAGUUAGGAGAAGUAGGAGAACGAGUGGAGGGAGGAGGAGAACGGGUGUAGAGACGAAGAGAAGAAGAAGAAGGGAAACAACAGGCAGGAAGGAAAGGGAGGGAGAGGAGAGACCGGAGCCGAAGAAAAGUUUUCUUGUGGGAAGACGCGGAUGAGGAAAGCAGAGCGAGUGAAUGACUGGGCUGCAGGCGGCAGGCAGGGGCGGAGACCGCUGCUGCUCUGAACGCUUUCCUCGCCCGCCUCGCGACUCCUUGGGACAUGUACACAGACGGCGCUCAGACCGCGGGCUUCCACCGCGUCCUCCAGCACGGCGCCUGCCACGGCUGCCUCCGCCCCCGGCAGCCCAACGGGCCGGGGCGCCGGGCCGGGCGGACGGCUCCAAGGGGGAGAGACAGGACCGGAGCCAGCGCUCAGCGCAGCCCACAGAGGAGGCCUGUGUUCGCAGGGCCGGGUCAUCACGACCCGGCGCCGGACCCGGACCCGGCCCAGCGGAGCCCCCCGCCGGAGGCCGGGCUGAGGCGCCUCCCGCCCGUCCCGCCGUGUGGCUGCGCGGCGCUGGUGCCACAUCCUCUCCCCCAUCUCCAGGUCAGAGGUCACGGGCACCGGCACCGGAGGAGCGUCAGAUACGUCACGGUGGAUGAGCAGGAGGAGGAAGGAUGCGGGUGCUCCUCCGGGCCACGCAGCCCCCCUCUGCCCCUGCCCAACGGCCUCGGCGGAGCCGGGCCUGCCUUCCUCCAGCACGGCGCCGGGAGAGAUAGCCAUCAGGACCGGGCCGGGCAGAGGGGCGGAUCAGAGGACUGCAACGGGCAGAGCGGCGCCCACAGAGGCUUCUUCCCCACAGAAGUCCCACAGCAGCACUUGAACCAAAGCAGGAGGAGGACCCCCCCCCACGCCGCCUCCUCCGGCGUCACCAGCCCAGAGUCCUCCAUCGCGACAACCGCCACCGGCCACCGGUGCCGCGCGUCGGAGGCAGCGAGGCAGAAGGGCCGACGGGACUCGGUGAGGGAUCAGAUCCGACAGGUGGUGACGGAUCUGGAGGACGUGUUGGGGGGUUUGAAGCAAGUUCACGUGGAGAUGAAAGAGGUGGUCCAGCAAAUCGAUCGCCUCACAGCCAACAUGGACCUCGGCGACGAGACGCCGGCCAUCGCUCAGGAGUCGACCAGCCGCCCCCGCGGCUCCGCACGCGCGGCGGACGCCGGGCCGGUCCUCGCGGACGAGGACCGCAUCAUCCUAAGGACUAACUCUCCGUCACCUGUCCAUGUCGCGUCCGUCGUCAAAACCAGCCGCUUCACCCCCCCCGCUCACGCCAGGGACGCCGACCGGCCGGCCGCCAACGGCCACCUGCCUCACAUGUGCCCCCCGGGAGACCCCCCGCACUCGGACCCGCACCAGCACCAGCACCCGCGGAGCCUGGACCCCAAGGUCAUCGUUGGGAACAGCACCUCCACCUCCAAGAACCACAAGCCUCCGCCGUAUCCGCAGAACGGGCGGUGUGGCAAGGGUCUGCACGCGCCCCCCAGGCCUCUGAAGACCCCCGCCCACCCGAGCAGGGGCCGCCAGAGCACCAGCAUGGUGUGAGGGAGGGAGGGGGUGGUCUGCCCCGGUGCCACGGGGCCCGAAACAUGAGACCCUGGUGCAGCAAAUGGAGGUCAAAGAGAGCAGGCGGGGGAACAACUCAUGCAGGAGCUGAUGCCGCUGAGACGAGCCGUCAGCCGGUGGAAACGGAGCGCGGCCCGAAGGCGGGGACGGAACGGACCGGGUCGACCCAUGGCCGCACAUCAUGCGAGCACAGACGCAUGGACGGGUGCCAGUCGAACCUCCCUGGAAGAACAUUUAUGUUUCUACUCCUUGAGCUGAAAGGAUAAACUGUGAACUGCUACAACCCAGAUACAUGCCAGUAUAACUUAUUUUUAGUAUUUUUAUUGCAGAAACAUCUAUUUUUAGGCAGCUUACACCAGUCUAGAUACUACCUAAACAAAUGUAUGCUAGAUUAGGAUUUAUAUAAUCCAAACUAUUGUAGAGAUACUUAACAGUCCUUGCAGCUACGUGGGAAAAGGAGACUAGAUGAGAUUAAACUGCAAUACAACCCAUUUCGAUGCACUUUCCCUCAACGAAUCAAUCUGACGUCUCAGCCAUCAACCUCUAGAGAUGCACUGACUGCUGAAUGUCCCACAUCUGAGCGUGGAAUACGAUAAACGACGCCAGCACUUCGUUGCCCCCGGCUCUGGGGUAUUUUUCACUCGGCACUGAAGCAGGAGUGAGUUGUGGAAGUUGGAGGGAGGCUCCGGCUGAUGUGGAGACGGCAGCGCGCGGUCCCUCGCUGCUCGACUCAGACCUCCGCCAUCGGAGCGCAGCUCUCGUCCCGCCACCUUCCGCCUGCGUAUCAGUGAAGCUGCAGCGGCAGAUGGAGAAUGACACAUGCAAACUGUUCACUGUCCUGGACACUGAAUAGUAAUUGUUCCAUGACAAGUGAGAGGUGAGGGUGCAGGGAUGAUGAGCGAGUGGAGGCCACGUACCAACGGAGUCCAUUAGACUGAAAGGACCUCCCCAGAGCUUAAGGUCACAGGAAGACGCUAAAUCAGAGCCACAGACCUGUAGGUGGUAAAUAAAAGGGUGACAGGGAGCAGAAUCAGACAGAGACGGAGGUGCAGGCAGGUGAGCGGACAGAGAAGAAGGAGCAAGGACCAGACAGGCGAACGCUAACGAGGAGCUGGUUUAACUGCAGGUUUGGAUAAUGGGAGGGAAGUGGGAGCAGGUGUGUGACUGGGGCUGGAAGGGACAUGCGUGUGUGUGUGUGUGUGUGUGCAGACAUUUUCUACUUGCACCUGUUGAUUUUGCUUAAAUUAUGACUUUUAUUAGUACUGUUUUAUUUUUAUCAUAAAUAAAUUUUAUCACAA